Molecule: messenger RNA, 924 nt
Organism: Penicillium diatomitis
Lineage: Eukaryota; Fungi; Ascomycota; Eurotiomycetes; Eurotiales; Aspergillaceae
Product: DUF3431 domain-containing protein
Exons: 2
Coding region: 1-924 (307 amino acids)
Source: RefSeq, a predicted model, not a curated record
AUGAAAGGCGGAGUCCGGAUCGCGCUCUGCGCUUCAAUACUACUCUUGUCAACGCUAUAUCUGUUGGAGGCGAAUCUUAAAGAUACGUGCAGCCGUCUUCGCGCCGGCGCAUAUGUAAUUGAUUGGUUGAGUCAUGUUACCAUCGUGCAACGACCUACAGCUCCUCAUGCUGUACCUGUGCUUGGUGACAAGGUGAUUGUGAUGGCUAGAUUGCGAGAAGAGCCCACGGGAUGGGUUCAGGAGGAGCUUCCUGAUUGGCAGCGUGCUAUUUAUACCGUCAACCCGACGGCCGAGGCUCGCGCUGAUCCUCACACCCUGACGACCCCCGUCAACAAAGGCCAUGAAUCCAUGGCCUACCUCACCUACAUCAUCGAUCACUACGACACCCUCCCCUCCACCAUUGUCUUCCUCCAUGCCCACCGCGCCGGAUUCUUCAUGGCAUGGCACACCGACGCCCCGCUCCACGACAAUGUCAACGCCAUGCGCAUGCUUCAAACCGACUUCAUCGAACGCAACGGCUACGUCAAUCUCCGCUGCAACUGGAACCCAGGCUGCAGGGAAGCCCACCGGUUCAACGCCCACGUCACCGACCAAAUCUGGUGGGAUGUCUUCGAGGGCACCAGCACGCCCCCGCUGAACGCAUCCUCGCCGGUGGACCAGUCAUUCGCCCACAUGAAAUACAUGCGCAAGCCCGAUCAGGUGGGCGCCGCGUGCUGUGCACAAUUCGGCGUGUCCAGAAGCCAGGUGCUGACUCGACCGCGCGACGACUAUGUCAAGUUCCGACAAUGGGUCAUCGAUACCGAGUUGGACGAUGCCACGUCCGGACGAGUAAUGGAGUUCCUGUGGCAUGUGAUCUUUGGCAUGAAAGCGGUGUAUUGCCCUGAUGAGGAACUCUGCUAUUGUCAGGUUUAUGGCAAGUGUUGA